AUAGCUUUGAUGGUAUUAGCUGUGGGACACCCAUUUGCUGUGUCGAGAAAGACAUCUUUUUGCCCGACAUGAUGAUCUACAGCCUCCGGCGCUCCAAGGACGGUUGUGUAGAGUCAAGUUACCCACCAACGUUUGCUAUGCUCGUCGAAAUCUCCUAGCUCGCUGUCCGCACGUCCCCCGCGCGCUCUCGACGAGCCCCAUGGUCAGACACACUCCCUUUCAUCUUCCGAGAAGACGGGUCCUGCUUGCGACAGCCCUGGGAGCGUCGCUGCUCACUCUCUUCCUCCUGCUGCGGCAGGCGCUUGGCUAUGUCGACGAACUAGAUCUGCCCAUCUCCGCCCAGCUCGAAUACUUGGACUGCCAGUAUCUUCCUCUGCACGCGUCUUCGCUGCCUCUCUCGGCCCCGCCAAGGACGCCGCUGCAAGCCGUGCAGGAUCUGCCUAAUUCAUGCAUUGACGCUCACUUCGCGCUUGGCGAGAUCUGUCCUGAGAACAACGCUCGGCCCCUCGACGUCGUGUGGACAUGGGUUAACGGAUCCGAUAUACUCUUGGGGGAAGCCAAGAGCCUCGCACAGAGCCAGUUUGGACCGAAAGACCCGUACAGACCCUUGCGAUCGGACGCACAAGCGCGACUCUAUCGCGAUCACGACGAGCUCAGGUUUUCCAUGCGCUCGGUCUUGGCCAACUUUAGGCAAUAUGCAGGCCGAUUCCAUCUCAUUACAGGCGACUUCCCCAUGCCUCAAUGGCUCGCCGAGAGAAGCAAUAUCUCUGAUCCAAAGUCGUGGCGAUUAGGACAGAUGCCACAAUGGCUAGAUACAAACAAUCGACUCGCGCACAAUAUGUGGCAGGACGGAAACACACAACUUUCUAUCACACACCAUGCACAAAUCUUCCGCCCCUAUACAGGGACUAACUUCAACAGUCUCGCUAUCGAGUCACAACUCGGCCAUAUAGAAAACGUUUCAGAUUAUUUUAUUUAUAUGAAUGACGACCUUUUCAUGAUCAACCCAUUGUCGCCCAUUAGCUUCUACACGCCAGCGUAUGGAGCUGUCCUGCACAUGCAGCCGGAUCUUCUCGUCAAUCCCGACAGACUACGUGGGAACAACCAAGGAGAAUGGCGUAGCCUCGGCGAGAGCAACUUUCUUCUAAGCAAGCGGUUCGGUCGCCGAUACCGUCCAUAUGUCGCCCACGAAGCCAAGGUCGCCUCUCGCGCUCUCCUACACGAGAUGGCCACCAUCUGGCCCCAGUCGUUCGCGGCCUCCGCGGCGCAUCCCUUCCGAGAGACAGCAAACGGCGACGGAGACGUGAAUGCGUUCUUUAUGCAUGCGCACUUUAUUGUCGAGCGUGCACGAGAAGCGCUCCUGUGGAGCUGGGUCGUCGGACGGGUCGGCGCGCUCAAUGGGACCUGGGGCGAAGCGGAGGCUCGGCGCGCUUGGGAGGAAAUCGGUGGCGCUUGGGGGGAGAGCGAUUUGCUCGUGGAGACUAGCCAUCGGGAUACGCUCACAAGGGAAAGGGUCGAGAGGGUCCUGAAGGCGAACAGAUAUCCGCUGCCGAGCUUGACCUCGUAUUCAUUCUCAUCUCUCGACGGUUACGCGUACGCUGGUCUGGGUGCCUAUGGCCGGCCAGAAUGGGUGUCAUUUGCCCCGGAGAUCAAUGAGGGCCACCUGCCCAGGUGCAGGAUAUCCUAUGAGAAGUGUUUCGCGAUGGAACAUCCGGAGUCUGAAGGUCAACAGCGACGUGCAAGCGAAAUCUUUACGGAUAUCGCGUUCCGGAAUGAGGCUUGUGGAGAUUGCGUUAUUCUGGCGCUUACAAAAGCAAGCGGCAGCCAUGGCUUGUCGGCUUUCCUUCCUGCUCCCGAUCGUGUCCUUCCACCGGUGGACAAUGAGGAUGGCGAGCGAGAAGUCCCCCAUCUUCCUCUAGUCGCAAACUGGGAAGACGGCGACUUCUCCCUAUAUGCUGUUAUGGGCCUGAAGCGUGAGCAGAAUGUAAGACAGUGGGUGCUGCAGCUUCUACAGCGCUAUCGCUAUGUGAUAGGUAAUACACCGUCGCUUUUCGAACGCGUCUCGAGCCCGCAAGGAGCGGCACAAGUCGUCGCACAUAUCGAGCGAACGCCCCAUGUGGCUCUUCUUUGCAUCAAUGACGACGCCACGAAGGAGAGCCUCACUUCCCAAGUGACACAGGUGCUGAAAAUAUGGUUCAAUAGACGCUGGAAGAAGCCUGCCGCUUGGGAACAGCGGUAACAGGGUCGAGCAUUCUUCUCAUUUGGAUUGAUGUAAGUCAAUGGGGCUUUCUGGGUUGAUUUCGAUCAACGUUGUCAUCUGGGUUGGUCGUUCUCUGUAUAAUGUUUUAUUAUCGUAGCCUUGUGCUAUGUCCCAUGUGAUUCGUAGUUCCAGCUGAUGUUACAUAGACACAGAUUUCUUUGACAAAUGUCGAGCCACACACAUUCAAUGCAAUCCCACAAACCUGUGUCGGUGGAUGAAUCACGGA
Molecule: messenger RNA, 2486 nt
Organism: Laetiporus sulphureus 93-53
Lineage: Eukaryota; Fungi; Basidiomycota; Agaricomycetes; Polyporales; Laetiporaceae
Exons: 10
Coding region: 200-2239 (679 amino acids)
Biological process (GO): N-glycan processing to lysosome; carbohydrate phosphorylation
Cellular component (GO): Golgi apparatus
Molecular function (GO): UDP-N-acetylglucosamine-lysosomal-enzyme N-acetylglucosaminephosphotransferase activity
Source: RefSeq, a predicted model, not a curated record